CAGGUGACACCAAAUGAUCUGUCCCAUAUGAGAUCUUUCCGAAAGCACGAGAAUGUGUUGCAUCUCCAAAUGGCUUGUCAGAAGGAGCUGGGCAGCAGAAUGACUGGAAAGCCUGUGCAAUCUGAAGACAGCUGCGCGCCUUGGGAAGACGGAGAGCUGUCGUCUUUUCGACAACGCAAAUCUGGACUCAUGAGGCUCAGGCGCCGAUCGACUGGCUCGUUGCACUGCGUACAUCAGCGGGUUCCCUUGCGGGGAGUCAUACCGGGCUGUCAGUAUGCGCUACACCCGCGGCUUUGUGCAGCUACAUCAUGCAGCCGCACCAACAUUUGCAUACUGUGAUGCCACACCAACCUGGCUGUCGGAAGUGGCCCAGGAACGGUCUGCUGCGACUGCCAAUGUACAGGUAUCUCAGCAAACGCCACGGCUUCCAAUUUCUGCCUGAUUCCGUCAUCCCUUGAGCAGUCUAUCGCCCAUCGACAAUUUGACAACGAUCAAGGCCAUUUUCCGAAGCAAGAUGUGUGUGAUAGCUGCAGGAACUCGCGCUACGUCAACAUCGCAAGUGGAAAGUCGCAUUGAUUGCGUUUCGGUCUUGCUCACACAAUCCCGACAGGAGGCUCGUCGAUGGUUCCGCAGAACAUGUCAAACAAGUAUAAGAAAUAGCAUUUGUGCACAGCUGUCUUUCCGUUGCACGCUCCGUCCUUUCGAGCAGUCAUUCGUUUCUUGCUGCUUUUGCCUUGCCGUACCUGCUCAUCAAGUCGCCAGCCGGU
Molecule: messenger RNA, 767 nt
Organism: Pseudocercospora fijiensis CIRAD86
Lineage: Eukaryota; Fungi; Ascomycota; Dothideomycetes; Mycosphaerellales; Mycosphaerellaceae
Exons: 1
Coding region: 28-339 (103 amino acids)
Source: RefSeq, a predicted model, not a curated record